CGAACAGACCCAAUGAAAUUGUAGAUACUCUAGUGAAUUCUCUCACUUUCGAGAACUCAGCUGUGUAUGUUGAACGCGGCCAUUGUAGAACCGGCCUUAUCGGAAGAGCCAGUCAAACGUCAAACCGAGUGUCGCAAAGUGUCGUAAAGUGUAGUCGGGCGUGUUCUUUUCAUUCGUAUCAGAGUCUGUUUACUUACUAUUAAAUAUAAUACGUCAUUCAAAUAAACGUACUCCAAAUAAAAAAAGAAGAUCUGAUUACGUUGUAACAUUUGGGUGUUGUAAAGAAUAAUCUUUUAAAUGUAAUACCGCACAGAUAUGUGCUAUAACUUGGAUAGACGUGAUUUCAGAGAUCGAGGACACUGAGAUAUAUUAUAUGGAGCCGUGGCAUUGAUUAAUUUGGAAACCAUGAGCGGAAGGCAUGGCUGAACGCAGCAGCGAUCUUUACGAACAACAGCUUCUUGCUGUAUUUAAAAGCUGUUUGACAAAAGGAGAGGAUGAACUCGAUGAGAAUGAUCUACUUUCCAUUUGCACGAAAUUGCACCUCGACGAAUUGAUCGAGGAAUUGAAAUUGUGCAUCUGCAAACAUCGUCCGAAUAAACAAACGAUAUCCUUUCAGGAAUUCCGAGAUGGCUUGUUACUCUUGUUGAGAAAAUUUCAAGGAUUAAUAACCGAUAAACAACAUAUCGUACAACCAUAUCAUAAUUUAAACAUAUGCUCUCUCGAUAUCGAAAAAGAUCAAGCUUUACCACUGGUCACGAGUACUUCGAGUACGGUUCGUCUUCGAGAUAUGAAAGCUAACGUUAUCAUGGAUGAGAAUAGAUUGAUACGCCUAUGGGAGAGAGUUAAGGUUUAUUUAAGGGGAAACACAGAUUCUACGACGAUGCACUUUAUAUCGAGUUGCUUAGAAAUUCCUGAACUCCCGAAACAGAUAACGGAAUCUAUCUUUGAAAGUCUCGAUCAAAAUUGCGAUGGGUUGAUAAGCUUCGACGAGUUUGUAGUUAUAUUUCAAAAGAGAACAAGUAUGAAGGCUUUGCAACGCGAGGAUACCGCGUUGUCUCGUAACAGUAUCGUAGAUGUAAACUAUGAUGUAGAUACGUUAGAUUUUAAUACACGCACGUCUUGUGAAAUUAAUCCGAUGCGGACUACGAGAGAUUCGGACAAGUCGGAAAAGGAAAAGGUCGUCGCUGGUGUUUCUGACGCAAUUGCGGUAUCGUCCAGCAGAGAUCUCGAUGCUUUGGAUACGAGCCUCGCGGAAAUAGCAAAUAUCAUAUGCGACGAACUCAAGAGUUUGAAUGAAUCGUUAGGUAAUAGCACGAUUCAAACUCAUAUACGUUUAUUACGAGAAAUGAUGAUUGUCCAUCAGGAUGAGCAACGUAAUUUAACCGCUACGAUAGAUAACAUGAAGGUGGAAAGAGAAAAGAUGCGGAUUGACAUGUUGGAAGCUAAUGAACGGGCGAAUUUAUUGGCACAGGAGAUUGAUGAAUAUCAUGUUCACGUGGAAAAGACGAAGAAGGAUUUACAGAGGCAGAGCGAACAACGUUAUGCUGAAAUCACGAAGGAAUUGUCGGAUCAGCUCAAUAUCGAACGGGAGAUGGAUGCCGCGACUCUAAAAUCAAAGGAGGAUCAGUUACUGGCGCUGCAAAAGGAGAACCACGAUAUGAGGAAUAAAGUCGUAGAUAUUUUGCAAGAGAGUCAAAUGCUCGAAGCGGAAAAUAAAAUGCUUCUUAGCCAGAUCGAAAAGUUGCGGCAGUCUAAUAACGAUUUGUUAACACAAAUAAAAGUAUUAGACGCGGAGCACGAUGAGAUACAAAGCAUAGAGGCGAAGCAACAGGAACAAGUCAACUUCUUCGUCGAUCGUAUUAAACAGUUGCAAUCCGAAGUGACUCUCUUGCGAGAUCAGAAUGAUGAACUUGGCGCGGAAUUGGAAAACUUGAGAUGUUACGGCAAGGAUACGAGAUACGAGAUGCUCGCGUCGUCGUUGGCGUACGAUUUACAGCUGGAUGAGAACUCUUGCCACAUGGCGCAAGAGUUUCAAGUGGAUCGGCAAAUCAAGCACGAGGGAGCGUCGUACGAUGGCUUUGGUACAUCGAUGAAUGGCCAAGGUCAAACCGAUACGUCGCUUGGGGAUAUGAUUGUAAAGGAUUUGGAAAAUGUAUUGUCAACGAGUGCGAAAUGCCUGCCAGAAAAGUGCGCUUUGAGAGAUGGUAUAUCGAGCGUGAUCACUGGCCUGCGAUCGAGCUUUGCGUUACAACGUUGUCCCUCACGGGAGAACGUUCCUUUCGGAAAAAGUAUUGCAUCUGAGCUUGAAGUCGACGGUGAGGAACGAGCCAACGAGUCCUCGCGAGACUUGGUCGUUUCGAAAAUACCGAAGCCACCUUCCGCGAAACGCACAACACGGUCCACGAGCGCGGAAGAUUUGGAUACGUUUGCUGGUCAAGAUGCAAAAAAUCUAACGCAAACCAAGGCAACGAGUCUUAGAGAUUAUCCACCGCGAAAAGAAGAACAUUUCGUGGAUCAGUGCAAGGCUAACAAGGAGAGACAUAGUCACCCAAAUGUUACCAAAGUCGAAAGUGUUGCACCAAACGUAGACGUGUUAGAGCGUGAGAAGAAGCACGUGACCGAACGUUGUCGGGAACUCGAACAAAGUUUAGAUUUAUUGAAAGCGGAAUACGAGGAAUGUGAGGAUUAUUGGGCUGCCAAAUUAGAAGAAGAGAGACAGCUCUUUGAGCAAGAACAAAAAAUAAGCGAUGACAAGCUUGCCGAGCUUAUUAAUAAGAUAACAGAGUACGAAGAAUUAAUUAGUCCCUCGGAUAAAUCAAAAAGUAAUGGACGAUUGUCUCCUAUAGAAGAAAAGUUUAACUUGGAACAACAGUAUAUAGAGCUCGAAGAAGAAUUUGAGAAAUGGAAAGUAAAAACUGAUGUUGAUAUCUCGCAGAAGAAUCUUGAAAUUGGACAUCUCCGUGAAAAGUUAAGACUGAUGGAACAACCACGUACAAAUGAUUCCUACGUACAAGUACCGGAUGAAAUUUCCUUAGCAACCUUCUCGGAUUCGUCGCCGUGCAACGCUUCCAGUACGUCUAGUAUUCCGUCAACGAACGAAAUGUUCGCGACGAUGGAUUUAUGUGGUACAAACGUGCAAACGUGUCAUACCUCGGCGGACGUUCCAUUGUCCAACACGCUUAACGGGUUGUUGAAACAAAACGAUCACAUCGAUGGACAUAAUCUGUAUAAUACAGGGCAUACCGAAUGCCCUAUAAAAGUAAUGAAAGGUAUAAGUCGAGAUCAAAAGAUGUAUCACACGAACUCACAUGUUGCUGCUAAAACUAUGUUAGCGAUGAAAGAGGAAGAUGAGGAAGGCGACGCGGACGUCAACGUGAUACGUGACGUAAUGAAAAAAACCAGCUGUACAUGCUCGCAGAGUACGAGCCAGCGGCAAGUAGGUUGCGUCGAUCUAAACAUUUUUCAAAACUUGAAAGUGAAACUUUACGCACAAGAACGCAAGAAACGGCACUUGCAGCGUUAUAUUAAACAGCAGCGGCAGUACAUUGAAAAAUUGUUGCAACGUAUUAUGGUGCAGCACCAGACGGAAGUAUGCGAAUUACAGUGCCUUCUCCGUGAUACCCAAGAAAGACUUCAGAUACAAGUUCAAACAACUGUCGAUCAGGCUGAUAAAUUAGCGAGUGCUGAUAUCGUGGUGAAGGAUUUGUACAUAGAAAACGCAUGUAUAACGUCACAUAUGAAGCGCUUGCAAGAACGAUGUCUCGUCUUAACGGGCCUUGACGUAGGGUCGACUUCGAUGUGAUGUCUACAAACAGCUGUUAUUUAUAUACAGUUGUAAUAAAAAUCAACGUCUCUUUGUACGUAUUGAAUAAUGUAUAUUUAUUUCAUUAUAUAAAAUUAUUACGUAACGAUAUAAAGGUGAUAUCAUAAGGCCACGAUAUAACUCAGGGAUACGAACGGUCAGAUGAUGUAUGUUGUAACACGGGUGCCUUCAGUUUUUACGUUGACUUCAAACUAAAGUGAGAGAUUUGGCUUUAAUAUAUAUCGAGAUAUCAUAGACGUAAUGAUUAAUCUACAAUUUACGAACGAUUGUUACGAUAAAUAGCAGAAAAAUGUAUGUAGGCAGAAUUAAUCUACUAUAUAUUUAAUACAAUAAUGGCACGAUGGUUUUUUGUAUAGUACGAUGUAAGUGGAUAAAACAUGAAGCACGGUAACACGCUGAUAUUUGUUAUGUUGAGAUUUUAUGUAUAUGUGUAUAAUAUUAAAACCAUUGUAUAUGAUUUUAAUCGCAUUAUAUAUAUAUAUAUAAUGGUACGUUAUUGCAGUAUUCUGUGCCAUAAUGUUUAUAGAUAAACAACAGUCGGAAUGUUUGUAUCGUAAUGAUAUUAGAAUCUUCCUUCGCGUUAAACGUGCUUCAAGCUUAACAAGUUGCACGAUAAAAUACUAUAUAUUUCACUACGUAUCUUAUCAAUAAGAUGUUUAGAAUAAGCCAAGUAUUUCUAUAGCAAGUUGUUAAACACUUGGAAGAAUGUAACGUACGUUUGUAAAAGAAAUGUCGCCGUCUUCAAAAGGACUAGCUGUCAAGAAUCAUGUUUAUUAUAUUUUGUGCAUAAGCACAGACUUGAAUCCAGUUGCACCAGUUUUUUAACGUAAAACCGAGCGGGCAUACUCUGAUACACGUAUUUCAUUUUGUAUAGUUGUAGUAAAAGUUAUGGAAUAUAUACUAAAAUCGUAUGAUAAAUCUCACUUGUUUGUAUAUGAAUAUAAAUAUAAUUGAUCAGCGUGUGUGCAUAGAUGAACUAAUAGCGUGUGUGUGUGUGUUUUACUACGUAUUUAAUGUCUGAAAGUUACAAAAAAAAUCAUAUUUGUCAAAAAAUUUUUUAUUAAAAAAGCAACCUUUAACA
Temnothorax curvispinosus is the source of this 4904-nucleotide messenger RNA. RefSeq names its product girdin (gene Bsg25D). The record is from RefSeq and is a predicted model, not a curated record. Lineage: Eukaryota; Metazoa; Arthropoda; Insecta; Hymenoptera; Formicidae. Bases 419 to 3802 code for a protein of 1127 amino acids. The transcript has 6 exons. Gene Ontology annotation, cellular component: centrosome. Gene Ontology annotation, biological process: microtubule anchoring at centrosome. Gene Ontology annotation, molecular function: calcium ion binding.